Molecule: messenger RNA, 2138 nt
Organism: Mauremys reevesii (Reeves's turtle)
Lineage: Eukaryota; Metazoa; Chordata; Testudines; Geoemydidae
Gene: RRAGC
Product: Ras related GTP binding C
Biological process (GO): cellular response to starvation; cellular response to amino acid stimulus; regulation of autophagy
Cellular component (GO): Gtr1-Gtr2 GTPase complex; lysosome; nucleus
Molecular function (GO): GTPase activity; GTP binding
Source: RefSeq, a predicted model, not a curated record
CCUACCCUGCUGGCCCCAGCCAAUCAAAACGCACGAUUGUGAGGUUAGGCCAAUCGGCGCGGAGGCAAGUUAGGUUGCAUGAACGCGGCAGGACGCGGGGGUUCCUGCCGUCCCGCCAUAGGCGGAGUGAGUCCGAGGGUCGGUAGCGCUGGAGCGGGCGGCCUGUGGGGAUGGCGCUGCAGUUUGGGGGGCCGAGCCCGGCGGGAGGCACGGAGGAGCCGGCUUUAAUCGGGGGCAGUUUUGGCGCGUCGGAUUCGUUCCCCAAGGACUUCGGCUACGGAGAAGAGGAGGAGGCGGAACUGGAGGCGGGCUCCGGCCCUGGUGGAAGCAGCGGCGUCCCGGGUGUGGCUGGGGGCGGCCCGGGCGGGGCGGAUUCCAAGCCUCGUAUUCUCCUCAUGGGACUGCGGCGCAGCGGGAAAUCGUCUAUCCAGAAGGUGGUGUUUCAUAAAAUGUCUCCCAAUGAGACCCUGUUUUUGGAGAGUACCAACAAGAUUUACAAAGAUGACAUAUCCAACAGUUCCUUUGUGAAUUUCCAGAUAUGGGACUUUCCUGGACAAAUGGACUUUUUUGACCCAACAUUUGAUUAUGAGAUGAUUUUCAGAGGCACAGGGGCACUGAUAUAUGUAAUUGAUGCACAGGAUGACUACAUGGAAGCUUUAACAAGACUCCACAUUACAGUUUCUAAAGCCUACAAAGUCAAUCCAGAAAUGAACUUUGAGGUUUUUAUUCAUAAAGUUGAUGGUCUGUCAGAUGACCAUAAAAUAGAAACUCAAAGGGAUAUUCAUCAGAGAGCCAAUGAUGAUCUUGCAGAUGCUGGGCUUGAAAAACUUCAUCUUAGCUUUUAUUUGACCAGUAUCUAUGAUCAUUCAAUAUUUGAAGCCUUCAGUAAGGUGGUACAAAAACUCAUUCCACAACUGCCAACCUUGGAAAACCUACUAAAUAUCUUUAUAUCAAAUUCAGGCAUUGAAAAAGCCUUUCUCUUUGAUGUAGUCAGCAAAAUCUACAUUGCGACAGACAGUUCCCCUGUGGACAUGCAGUCAUAUGAGCUGUGCUGUGACAUGAUCGAUGUAGUGAUUGAUGUGUCUUGUAUAUAUGGUUUAAAGGAAGAUGGCAGUGGAAGUGCUUAUGAUAAAGAGUCUAUGGCGAUUAUCAAACUCAAUAAUACAACUGUCCUAUAUUUAAAGGAAGUGACAAAGUUUCUGGCACUUGUCUGCAUUCUUAGAGAAGAAAGCUUUGAGCGCAAAGGUUUGAUAGACUACAACUUCCAUUGUUAUAAAGCUAUUCAUGAAGUCUUUGAAGUAGGUGUUGUCUCCCAUAGAACCUGCAAUCAAGCAACCACCCCAAACGUGAAAGCAGUGACUCACAAUGGCACACCUAGAAAUGCAGUCUAGGUGAAGAUUAAAAACUGGUUGGACCAACUUUUACCAGCUCUUCACUCCAAAGUUUAACUUUGUAGAACAGGAUAAGAGUACUGUCUUAGUCUGGGAGGGUGUGUGGGGGUGUGUGUGUGUUCCACAAGAGAAGAGCAACACUAACUUUGGAAGAGCAGCCUGUUAACUGAUGUUGGACUACUGAAACUACUGCAAAACCUUUUGAAGUUUGGUGGAGUUAGAGUUGUCAACUAAAAACCAGCUUUAGCCUGACCAUGGCGGCUUUUCCUGUUCCAAGUCCUAUUUUAAGAGCAUGGAUAUAAUAUAAAUGGGAGAAAUGUCCCUUUUGGUGGAGCUUACAAAUGCUUGAGUGUAAUGUGGAUUACUGCUGUGACUUGCUCAUCUUCAUUUUUUAGUUUUCUGUAAAAAUCCAGUUUUCUUUAAGUUGAACCUUUUGCCUUUCAAAGAAGUUGGUGGUGUGGUGUAGAAACAUCUUUAAAUUCAUGCUUUUUGCUUUGUAAAGGUCUGUGGCCCUAUAACUUCAGUAAAACCCAAACAUUCCAUAAAAUUCCUUUUGAUAUACUUACAUUGCUCUUAAGCUAUUUUCUGGGAUAUUCUGAUCUUGGUAAAUGGAGGUAAGGCCGAGGUUUGCCUGCUCUCAUAUGUUCCAGUCUAGUUAAGACUGAGCUGUAGCUUUGUUCUAGACAAGUUACCUUCCUAGCUUCAAAUAGCAUUUUUUUUCACUAUUUCUCACCAUAUUUGAAAAAA